CUCAACCAAACCCUGUCGUUGGGUUUAGGUGGAGGUGCGGCUGCCAUGAGUGCAGGUCUGGACAAUUUCACCCAGGAGUCUGUGACCAGGUCGGCGAUCAAAGACAAGAACUGGCCGGCGCUGCUCAUCCUCGUCAUCAUCGCGCUGACGAUCGGAGGCAACAUCCUGGUGAUCCUGGCGGUGUCGCUGGAGAAGAAGCUCCAAAACGCAACCAACUUCUUCCUGAGGUCUCUGGCCGUGGCGGACAUGCUCGUCGGCAUCCUGGUCAUGCCGGUCUCCCUCAUCAACAUCCUCUAUGACUACGCCUGGCCCCUCCCCAGCGCCCUGUGUCCCAUCUGGAUCUACCUGGACGUGCUGUUCUCCACCGCCUCCAUCAUGCACCUGUGCGCCAUCUCUCUGGACCGAUACGUGGCCAUCAGAAACCCCAUCGAGCACAGCCGCUUCAACUCCAGAACCAAAGCCAUGAUGAAGAUCGCCGCCGUGUGGACCAUCUCUAUAGGCGUGUCGAUGCCCAUCCCGGUGAUCGGCCUCCACAACGAGGACAAGGUCUUUGUGAACGGCAGCUGUGUCCUCAACGAAGAGCGCUUCAUGCUGAUUGGCUCUUUCGUGGCCUUCUUCAUCCCGCUGGUCAUCAUGGUGGUGUCGUACUGCCUCACCAUACAGGUGCUCCAGAGGCAGGCCAUUGUCUUCCUGUGUGAGUCAAAGACUUCCUCCCAGCAGCCUUUGCACCCACCAGCGAUCACAUUGCAGCCUCCAGCCAGCACCUUCUCCCUUCCUCAGAUCAACACCAUCUCUCCGUCAGACUCGCAAGAGUUGAAGCCCCCUCCUCGUCAGAGCAGACGCAACACGUUGAGCUGUCUGAAGGCAGCAGAGCCCGGCCUGCUGCUCCGCGCCCCCCAGCCCGACUCCAUCAGCAUCGCGGGCGGCUCCGAGGUGGCGUCGCAGCUCAGCUCUCCGGCAGCGGGACACGGGCGCAGCGACACCUCGGGUUGCCACGGGCGACGAGGGAUGAUGCAGGCCAUAAAGAACGAGAGACGGGCCUCAAAGGUCCUGGGAAUCGUCUUCUUCCUCUUCCUCAUCAUGUGGUGUCCCUUCUUCAUCACCAACGUCACCUUCGUGCUGUGCCGGGGGUCCUGCAACGAGUCGCUGCUCAACGACCUCCUCAACGUCUUCGUGUGGGUGGGCUACAUCUCCUCGGGGGUGAACCCUCUGGUCUACACCCUCUUCAACAAGACCUACAGGAGGGCCUUCUCCAGCUACAUCAGGUGUCGCUACAAAGCGGGGGCCAACGCAGCGGGACAGAGCUGUAAAACCUUCCUGGUUGCCCCUCAGUGCCCCUCGCACUCUGUGACCCCCCUCCUGAUGGGGAGGGACGGGAAAACGGGCAUAGACCGCAAUAGUAACUGUCGAAACGGGCGGGGGGACAACGGGAGGCUGACGGUGGACCCGGAGGACUUUACAGACGACGAGACACAAAUCGGAAUAGUUUCGCAGAGCCUCUCCGAAUGCCAGAACACCGGGAUGCUCUCGGAAACUGAGGUGGAGCCGGAAACCGAAACAGAGGUGGAAACAGAGGUGGAGCAGGAGCUGUCACUCAUCAGCUAUAGUCCCGCCUCCAGAGAAGAAACCAGCAGCGUGUGAUUACGUAGUUUUUUUUGUCGUUUUUUAAAGUAUUCUUUUGUAAACCUGCCGAGCAACGUUUCAGACAAAGCAGACAUCGUUGUGAUUGGCUGUAAACCUGAGGACUUUUAUUGUGAAAGGACUAGAUUGAUAGAGCCUUAUCCUCAAACUGAAGUGC
Molecule: messenger RNA, 1798 nt
Organism: Trematomus bernacchii (emerald rockcod)
Lineage: Eukaryota; Metazoa; Chordata; Actinopteri; Perciformes; Nototheniidae
Gene: htr2cl1
Product: 5-hydroxytryptamine (serotonin) receptor 2C, G protein-coupled-like 1
Exons: 6
Coding region: 46-1641 (531 amino acids)
Biological process (GO): chemical synaptic transmission; G protein-coupled receptor signaling pathway, coupled to cyclic nucleotide second messenger
Cellular component (GO): plasma membrane; dendrite
Molecular function (GO): neurotransmitter receptor activity; G protein-coupled serotonin receptor activity
Source: RefSeq, a predicted model, not a curated record